Chroicocephalus ridibundus (black-headed gull) is the source of this 1726-nucleotide messenger RNA. It is a transcript of the gene ZFTA, whose product is annotated as zinc finger translocation associated. The transcript is spliced from 4 exons. The record is from RefSeq and is a predicted model, not a curated record. Lineage: Eukaryota; Metazoa; Chordata; Aves; Charadriiformes; Laridae. Gene Ontology annotation, biological process: negative regulation of DNA-templated transcription. Bases 628 to 1563 code for a protein of 311 amino acids.
CUGGCUGCAAUUGGGGGGGGGGUACUGGGACCACUGGGCGGGGGGACUGGUCCUGGAGCGGGGCGGGGGACACAAGCCUAUGGGAGGGGGCGGGGCCAUCCGGGGAAGCCACGCCCCCUCCCCGCAGGGUGGGUGUGGUCGCCACGCCCAGGCCACGCCCUCGCUGGACCAAAAGGGCGGGGCCAGCCCGGGGAUGUGGGGGGGAGGGGAUGGCGGUGGCUCCUCCGGUGCCCCAUAUGCCCGGGGACCCCGGGGUGAUGCUGCGGGGAGGGGGGGCAGGCAUGGGGAGGGGGCUGCAUGGGGGAGGGGACCACCCAGGGGCUCCCCCUCCGGGGGGAUACCCCCCCCAUUAACAUCUUUUUUCUGGGGGGGUGCGCUUUUUGGGGGAGGGGAGGUGGGCUGAGACCGGAUGGCAGCUCAUCGCCCCCCACCGCAGCCCCCCGCCGCGAGGCGGGGCGGCCUGGAGAAAGGAGAGGGGGGGGGUCGGGGGUGGGGGGGGAUGGGAAAGGCGCACGGCCCCUUUAAAUUUACCCAGGAGCCCUUAAAGGAGCCCCAGGGGCCCCACGGCGGCGUCCCCACCCCGGCCGGACCCUGCCCGCCGCCGCCGCCGCCGCCCCGGGCCCCGCCAUGGAGCCCCCGAACCCCCGCCCCGACCCGGCCCCUCUCCCGCACCCCGACGGCCCAGCCUCCCCGCCAGAGCCGGGGCCGCGGGGAGGCCGCCGGAGCUCGGACCACUGCGAAGCUCGAGCGUCGCGGCCGGGUCGGAGCCGUAUCCCGGGGCGGGAUCACCGACGGUAUUACCACGAGCGCUGGCGAGCCGAGUAUCUGAUGGAAUUCAACGCGGCGCGGCACGGGAUGCUCUGCAUGGUCUGCGGCAGCGCCUUGGCCACCCUCAAGCUCAGCACCAUCAAGCGCCACAUCCGACAGAAACACCCCUAUUCCGGUGCCUGGGGACCCCGGGAGAAGCAGCUCGUCCUCCGCUCCUGGGACGCCCACCUGGGCCUCCACCCCCACCCCGACGCACCCCCCGCCGGCGGCCGCGGGACAGGCUCGCCGUCCCCCGCCCGUCCCCGCCGUCGGGGCUGCCCUCGUCCCCCGUCCCCGCGAGGCGGCAAAGCGUCCCCCUCGGGGGCGGGGGUGACGAGGGGACGCCCCGGGGGGGACUCGCUGCGGGGGUGGCUUCGGGCCGAGCUGCUGCUGGACCUGGAGGCCGGGGGGAACCGGCUGCGGUGCCUCCUCUGCGCCCGCGCCCUGCCCUCGCUGCACCUCGGGGACAUCCGCCGCCACGCGCUGGCCGCCCACCCGGCCACCCUCUGCCUGGGGACAGCCCAGCGCGGCGCCCUGCUGCGCGCCUGCCGGGGACCGCUGGCCGGGGACAGCCGCGGGCCACACGCCCCGCAGCCCCCCAGCCCCGCCGAGGAGGAGGAGGAGGAUGAAGCAGCCGAGGCCGAAGCAGCCGCCGGAGGGGGGGAACAAGGAGGGGCCCCCCCGGGGGGCUGUGGCCGCCGCAGCCCCCCCCUCUUCUCCCUGCACUCUGGGGCCCCCCCGGCCUGCACCGCCUGAGCCCCCCAGGGGAUGGUGACACUGGGGGGGGGGAACUGAGGCACGGGGGGGUGACAGAGACCCCCCCAGUGUCCCCAGCCCCCCCUUUAGAGCCACGCCCCCCCCCCCCAGUAUCACCAGUGCCCCCCCACCCCUCAGAGGUGGCACCUAUGGGUCCCCUCGA